AUGGCUUCUCACGAGUCUGGUAUUUUCUCUCGUCUACCGGGGUCCAUUUUAGAGGCCAUUCUAAUUCAGUUAGACCUCUCAUCUCUCCAUAAUCUUUACCGCUCGUCGUCAACGAUAUUUCCCCUAUUACAUGACAGAGGAAUAGCUCGCAGAAAUAUUGAGAUAAUCCUACAGCUGAGGGUUCCUAAUGAAGCCCAGAUCGCCAUUCGCAAGUUCGAUUUCCUACGAUGGGCAUUCCUGCAAUGGGAUACACGCUCUUUUCCGGACGUCAAUUGUUUUAUUCAAGAAUUCAUUGAGCAAGACAAAGAUAUUAGAUAUAAAUCUAUACCCUAUGAGAUGCCUUUAUCAGUCUUAUUUGAUGUUCUUUCUACUGCGGCAACUAUUUUCUAUCUAGCCCAUGAUAGCCUUCAUAAGAUGAUCGAUCGAUGCUCUAGUCUUGAGCUAUCUCGGAUGAAAGAUUUUCGCAAAAGAUAUAUUCCUAAACGUCGCGACUGGAAGGUAAAAAAGGAAACAAAAUGGGCUAAAUACUUUCCUAAUCCAAAGACGACCGGAGAACAAUACUAUCAAGCAGAAAUGGGCCCGAUAUCUCUUCUUGAGGAACAAAGGGCUAUUCGUGCCCUUUGGAGACUAUUUUUGAUAUGGGAACUCCACAACGGUGUUAUAGAUAGUCGUCAACCUCAACCUCGCUGGGCGCCUACUGAAAUAGAUAGGCUUCAAACCCUAUCAUUUGAUAUCACCUGGGCCCAUGCUAAGGCUCGCCUUGGUCAUUCACUUUGGUCUAAUGGGAUUCUUGAGGAGAUACGGACUAUGGCUGACUGUUUAUCUCCGUCCUUAUCUACUCCUAUUCAGAGAUAUCGCGCCGUCAAAUCAUUAGCUUAUUCAGCAGGAUGGCAUAGCCAAUGCGAAUGCCUUCCCACUAUAUGGCCACUACAAGAGAACAAAGACGAUCAACUCGAUUUGCGUUUCAUGUUUCCACCAUGGGCUUGGGGCUUCGUCACAAUCACAUUAUCUCACUUGUUUACAUCUCCAUGCAAAUAUGUGAAAUUCGCUUCAUAUCGUCGUUAUGGCUUUGCUAUCUGGGAUUCAAGGCGUUUCUGGGAUCUCGGUCUCCUAUACAAGCACGAAGAAGAGAGAUCUGAAUCUCCUAGAGGUGGUAUAAAGGACCGCGAGGAUCCGAAUUUUCAAGGCCCGAGAUCCGAUGACGAUCAAUAUUUUAGAUGGGAAAGUAUGCUGAGCGCAGACGAUUUAGAAGGCAUAGAGCGCAUGAGAAAGAAGUUCUGGGGUCGUGAGAUACAUAUGGAUACGGAUGAAGAUUAUGAGAUACAUGUGGUGCAUAUGGAUACACGUAAUACUGAAGAAUAUCUAGCCCUUGUAAAUGCUACUCAUAGCGUGGAGUAA
Messenger RNA from Penicillium taxi, 1398 nucleotides. RefSeq lists its product as uncharacterized. The transcript has a single exon. The record is from RefSeq and is a predicted model, not a curated record. Bases 1 to 1398 code for a protein of 465 amino acids. Lineage: Eukaryota; Fungi; Ascomycota; Eurotiomycetes; Eurotiales; Aspergillaceae.